Molecule: messenger RNA, 1521 nt
Organism: Gastrolobium bilobum
Lineage: Eukaryota; Viridiplantae; Streptophyta; Magnoliopsida; Fabales; Fabaceae
Exons: 4
Coding region: 1-1521 (506 amino acids)
Source: RefSeq, a predicted model, not a curated record
AUGGGAACAAGCGAGAACUUUCUCCAAGGGAUGACGCCCAACACAAGGACAUUGGUGAAUGCUGCAUCAGGAGGGUCCUUAAAAACAAAAACUCCAGAGGAAGCUUUAGAAUUGCUAGAAUCUCUAGCCUCUCAAGAGUACGAUAAUGCUCCAGUACCACAGAGAAGAGCGGGGAUAAUGAAGCUUGAUGGUUGUGAUGCCAUCUUGGCUCAGAAUGAGCAGAUUUUACAAUCCAAUAAGAAACAGCAACAACAGCUAGAUGCUCUCGCAAAACAAUUUUCUGAAUUUCAAGUUUCUUCUGUUAAUACUCCUGCUAUCAUUUGUGAUAUUUGUGCAGUGCAACAGCAACCUCCACAACAAUCAGAAUGGGAAAAGGCCUUUGCACAACUAUCCAAGACCACAUCAGACUACAUUCAAAGUUCCAAUAAUUUCAGAGAGGACACUUCAACCUUUAUGCAAGAGACAAGGGCCUCAUUCCGGAAUCAAGAAGCUUCUAUCCGGAAUCUUGAAACUCAGAUUGGCCAGCUAUCAAAGCAGUUCACUGAAAGAGUUCAAGGAACUUUUCCAGGUAACACUAUUCCAAAUCCAAGUAGGGAACACUGCAAUGCGAUUACUACUAUGAGUGAGAAAGCCAUUGAACCUGUGGAAAAAGAAAAGGAAGUUGCCAAAGAAUUUGCUGCAGAGAAAACUGUUCCUGAAAAGAAAGAGUUCAAAUGGGAGAAAAAGAAAGCUCAAGAAAGGCAAGAAAAGCCAUUGGAGCUCUCACCUUAUGCAAAGAUUCCAUAUCCGCAGAGGUUCAGAGAGGAAAUCAAAAAGCAGCAGUAUUCCAAGUUCCUUGACAUUUUCAAGAAGCUGCAAAUCAAUAUCCCGUUUACUGAAGCCUUGGAGAACAUGCCCAAUUACGCAAAGUUCAUGAAAGAUCUUCUAUCACGAAAGCGUAAGCUACAAGAAUGUGAGACGGUGACGCUGACAGAGGAAUGCAGUGCCAUUAUCCAGAAAAAGUUGCCUCCAAAGCUUAAAGAUCCAGGAAGAUUCAGCAUUCCAUGCAACAUAGGCAAUAUGGAAGUGAAAAAUGUUCUAUGUGAUCUCGGUGCCAGCAUCAACGUGAUGCCACUAUUUAUGAUGAAGAAACUGGGGAUCACUGAAGUAAGGCCAACCAAGACAAUAGUGCAACUGGCUGACCGCUCUACAAAGCAAGCUUAUGGCAUUAUUGAGGACAUACUGGUAAAGGUUGACAAAUUCAUCAUUCCUGUUGAUUUUGUCAUCCUUGAUAUAGAGGAAAAUUCUACUAUUCCUAUGAUCUUCGGAAGACCUUUCUUGGCAACCUUAGGAGCGCUGAUUGAUGUACCGAAAGGCGAGUUGAUCUUACGGGUAGACGGGGAGCAAGCAAUUUUCAAGUUCUUUGAUAAAGAAGUCCCUUCACCUAUAAUUCAACUGCAAGAUCAAGUCUACUAUAUUAACACUACUCAGGAUGCUGAUAGAAAUGAUAUUGCACCCACUACUGAAAUUGAUGAGGAUUGA